AUGAAAGGCGAACAAGGUUCUUCAGUUGAUUCAACUAGAAAUGAUAAGUUUGACAGACUACGGCCUAUACAAAUUGAUAACGUUGGUACUGUUGCAAGAGAUCAUCUAGCGUCUGAGAGAACAUGGUUAACUUAUGUUCAAACGUCCUUAGCUAUUGCUUCUAUUGGAGUUGCAAUCACACAAUUGUUCGCUAUCAAACCAAUAGACGCAAAAGAUGAAGCUAAUCCAUUCGAAGCUGAACUUGACCAAGCUCCUUUACAAACCAGAACAAAUCAAUCGCGGACGGAAUCAACAAGAUUCAACAAUCCUCAUAGGAAAGUAGAAAUUGGUGAUAACAUAUCUCUAGCUGUUAUAGCUCACGCAUAUAAACCACUAGGUGGAUCUAGUAAUGACUUCCCACUAAAAAUGAUGUCAAGGUGGUUCAAGCAGGUCGGUUUCUUCGUUAUUUUAUACGAUAGAAAAUCUACAAGCUGGACAGGCGAUAUUGAAGUUGAAGAAUAUACCUCAAUACUCAAAGAAGUUGUUUCAACGCAGUUAUCUCAAUAUAGUUUAUCUAAGGUGAUAAUUGGUGGAUAUAGCGCUGGAUCGCUAAUAGCAUCUAGAGUACGUGAAUUAGAUUGGUUGGAUUGCGAAGUGAGAUAUUUGCUAUUAUCACAUCCUUUAUCAGUUUCAUGGGCUCUAAAUCUAUUUAGAGGUACACAAAUAGAUAAUACCCUCCAUGAUAACUUAAAGACACACAAACAUCUCGCAAUAUGGGGUACAAAUGAUCAAUUUACAGGUGUCGAACGAUAUAGACAAUGGAGUGACAAUCUCAAGAGAGGAUACCCAAAUACAUGGUCAUAUAUAGAGAUAAAGGGGGCAGAUCAUUUCGGGAAAUCAUUCGUUGAUGUCUACAAUGGCUUGAUUGAAUGGAUUACAAGUUGA
Molecule: messenger RNA, 924 nt
Organism: Wallemia mellicola CBS 633.66
Lineage: Eukaryota; Fungi; Basidiomycota; Wallemiomycetes; Wallemiales; Wallemiaceae
Exons: 5
Coding region: 1-924 (307 amino acids)
Source: RefSeq, a predicted model, not a curated record